AUGAGCGGCGAAAGUUCUUUAUACGACAAGGGCAAAGAAGUCCGCAUCGCCGUGCUGGGAGAGGCACAUGUCCAGAGAUCCCUUGCAGCGCGACAAAGCGAGUUUGCAAAACCGCUGCAGGACUUCACUACCGAGUUCUGUUGGGGGAAAGUCUGGGCUCGCCCGGAACUCGAUCGCAGGUCGAGAAGCCUUGUCAACUUGGGGUUCAUGAUUGCCUUGCACAGCUGGCAUGAAUUGGCCAUUCACACCAAAGGAGCCAUCCGCAAUGGGGUGACGGAGGUCGAGAUCAGAGAGGUCAUUAUGCAGUCUAUGGUGUACUGUGGCGUACCUGCUGGUGUGCAAGCCUUGAAAGUGGCCGAGACGUCAAUCAACGAAAUGAUCGAAAGUGGAGAACACCAGAGACAGUUGAAGGAGAAGGUGUAA
This is a messenger RNA of Fonsecaea multimorphosa CBS 102226, 423 nucleotides long. RefSeq lists its product as uncharacterized. The transcript is spliced from 2 exons. NCBI's taxonomy places the organism in Eukaryota, Fungi, Ascomycota, Eurotiomycetes, Chaetothyriales, Herpotrichiellaceae. Bases 1 to 423 code for a protein of 140 amino acids. The record is from RefSeq and is a predicted model, not a curated record. Gene Ontology annotation, molecular function: peroxiredoxin activity.